Pseudomassariella vexata is the source of this 2352-nucleotide messenger RNA. RefSeq names its product sulfate permease. Gene Ontology annotation, molecular function: sulfate transmembrane transporter activity. Lineage: Eukaryota; Fungi; Ascomycota; Sordariomycetes; Amphisphaeriales; Pseudomassariaceae. Gene Ontology annotation, cellular component: membrane. Gene Ontology annotation, biological process: transmembrane transport. The record is from RefSeq and is a predicted model, not a curated record. Bases 1 to 2352 code for a protein of 783 amino acids. The transcript has 3 exons.
AUGGCCUCCGAAAGGCCGUCUGGGCCCAGCCGAUCCAAUUCCCACGUGCCGUCGACACCGAGUGGACUUCGGCUGAGCCAAACGCUGUCGUCUUCACAGUUGUCGAAGAAUGGAGGCGCCGAAAGCUCGAGACCGCGACCCAGCGACGAAGGACCUCCGAGCCACGCCGGCCCGAGUGUGGUUCCCAGCACGACUGCCCCUGCGACCGAAGGGACCUCUCUGCUUCACCACGAACGAGGUUAUUCAGCGUCUUACGACAAUGGCACCUUCUCCCCUCACGCCGAGAGCCUGUCCACAAGCUACUUCAAGAUGCCUGAUUCCGAUGCCGCAUCGACGACCGGGUCAGAAACAGCCUCUCUGAAGGGAAACUGGAAGAAGGCGCUCGCGUUCAGGAUAAAGUCCAAGACAAUGCACAAUUCGAGAGCAUUGGCGGAACAACACGGCUUUAAGGAUUCUCCCAUCAUGUACCUUUCGUACUACAUACCGUGUCUGAUAUGGAUGCGGCAAUACAACUGGGCCUGGUUGAAGGGAGACCUUACGGCGGCGAUCACGAUAGCGUCCAUGUACCUGCCCAUGGCGCUGUCGUAUGCCGACAACUUGGCACACGUGCCGGCCAUCAAUGGGCUCUAUGCCUUUGCUUUCAAUCCCUUCAUCUAUGGUAUACUGGGCAGUUGUCCGCAGAUGAUUGUGGGGCCAGAAGCAGCAGGUUCGUUGCUAGUAGGGUCCAUCGUCAAGAGCAGCAUCGAUGCCGGGCAUGGCGAGGACGAUAAUCCCCUCCUGCACGCCCAGAUCGCCGGUGUAGCUGUGGGUAUGGCGGGGGCAACCGUUUUUAUAAUGGGACUGUUUCGCCUCGGGUUUUUGGACAGUGUCCUCAGCCGUCCCUUUCUCCGCGGCUUCAUUUCGGCCAUUGGUGUGGUCAUUUUCAUUGAUCAGUUGGUUCCCGUACUCGGACUCUCCAAGAUCGCUUCCGAAACCUCUGGAGUGGGACAUGGCAGCUCGGUGGAAAAGCUUGAGUUUAUCUUCUCAAAUUUUGGCUCUAUCCACAAGCUAUCUGCCAUCAUUGGUGUGGUCAGUUUUGUCGUCAUCAUGGUUUUUCGUGAAGUCAAGAGGCGCCUCCAGCCCAGGUAUCCUGGAGUGGCCUAUGCUCCUGAUCGCCUCUUCGUUGUCGUGAUUUCCUCCCUUCUCGCAUGGCGACUGCGGUGGGACGAGCAAGGGGUUGGAGUGCUGGGCAACGUUCAAGCUGCAUCGAGCCACCCGUUCGCUUUCCACAAUCCAUUCCAGCUGUCUCAAAUGGCGCACAUACGGGAGGCGAUGGGCACAUCCUUCUUAAUUGGCAUGCUUGGCUUCUUCGAGUCUUCAGUCGCUGCGAAGAGUCUUGGCGCCGGUGAGGUGAUUGAAGGCAUGCAAUUGAGUCCCAACAGAGAACUCAUUGCGCUUGGGACAGCCAAUCUACUUGGUGCAUGCUUCAUGGCAAUUCCUGCCUUUGGUGGGUAUGGUAGAAGCAAGGUCAACAAGUCCACCGGCGGCAAGAGUCCAAUGAGCUCUAUCCUACUCAGCAUCAUCACAGUGCUCUGCAUACUGUUCGUCUUACCGUGGUUCUACUACAUCCCUAAACCCGUUCUUUCAGCACUCAUCAUCGUCGUGGCUUGGUCACUGAUUGAAGAAGCACCCCACGACAUAGCCUUCUUCCUGAAGAUUCGCGGAUGGACAGAGCUGUCACUCAUAGCCGUCAUCCUUCUGGUGACGGUAUUCUUCUCCCUGAAUCUGGGAAUUGCUAUUGGGAUUGGAAUUUCACUCCUCCAAGUCAUCCGACAUUCGACACGCCCACGAAUCCAGAUCCUCGGCCGCAUCCCCGGGACCGAGAGAUUCGAAAACGCAGAGGAGAAUCCUUCGGCUCUCGAAUUCGUCGAGGGCUGCUUGAUUGUCAAAAUACCCGAGCCCCUGACCUUUGCCAACACGGGCGAGCUCAAGAACAGGCUCCGCCGGCUGGAGCUCUACGGCACCGGAAACGCACAUCCAGCCCUGCCACGUCUUCGCCCGCAUAACAGCAAUCGCAACGUCAUAUUUGACAUCCAUGGCGUUACUUCAAUGGACGGCUCCGGUGCGCAGGUAUUGGAGGAGAUCGUGCGCAGCUAUCGCGAGAGAGGCGUGCGCGUCUUCUUCAGCCGAGCUCCCGCCAAGAGUAAUAUCACCUGGACUCUCUUGCAGCGGGCUGGAAUCGUGGAAUUGGUCGGCGGCGAGCAUCAUUUCGUACGUGACGUUAAGGACGCCCUGCGCAUGACUGAGGCCGAGGAUCUGGGAGCCACGGGGGCCUGUGCCGCUGCGGGUAAUGAUGUCCCGGAAGCUCGAUAG